Messenger RNA from Stegastes partitus (bicolor damselfish), 2119 nucleotides. RefSeq names its product piggyBac transposable element-derived protein 4-like. Bases 78 to 2009 code for a protein of 643 amino acids. The transcript is spliced from 4 exons. Lineage: Eukaryota; Metazoa; Chordata; Actinopteri; Pomacentridae. The record is from RefSeq and is a predicted model, not a curated record.
GUGCAGACAGUGGAAGCCCGGCGGAGUGUGUGCGUCCUCCAUUUUGUUUGUUUGGGAUCGUUGUGGAGCGUAUAAAUAUGGCAAAACCUUCGGAAGAAAUAGAGUUCUCAGUGGAGGCAAGCCAGGUGUCCUGCACGGGUCGAGACAGCGACGUCUCAGAUCCGGAGAAGUCGGAGGCAGAGAGCGACAUUUCCGAUGUGGACUCGGCUGCCGAGGACAUGUUAUGGCAAGGCAAGGAUCCCGGUCUCGAUAGGGACGACCCUGAUGACCCAGAAUGGAAACCGUUGGCUGAGUUUUAUGUGGAAGAAGAUGAUCCUGAACAUUCUUCUGAAGGUGACCCGGAACCUGAACUCCAACCAACUCCAUCCAAAAUAUCACGUUUGGAGUCAACACCAAAAAAAGGCAGGGGACGGGGGAGGGAACGAGCAAGAGGGAAAGGGAAAGUGAGAAGACGUAGCACCAGCAGAACAAGCCCUUUACCUGCAGACGGUCGGGCGUGGUGUGACACUGAGGUACCAGAUACCACACCUACCCUGCCCCCCUUUUGUUCAGCACGGACUCCUGGAUCCCAGCUCAUCGGCACUGUAGACUACACCGUUUUAGAGCUGUUUCAGCAGUUUUUUACAAACACCAUUUUACUGACUCUGAUAAAAAAUACGAACACGUAUGGAAGAGCUACAUAUAAACCAUGGGUGGACAUUACGCUCAAAGACAUCUUUUCUUUUCUGUCAGUUGUCAUUUACAUGGGAGUCAUAAAAGUACCAAAUCUAACUGACUAUUGGCGACAGGGGAGGUUGUACAGUUUUCCAUACCCCAAGUCAGUCAUCACUGGAAAGAAGUUCCUCUCAAUUCUUCAUGCUCUUCACCUCAGCAGUCCAGAGGAUGAUGCUGAAAAUGAAAAAGCAAAAGGCACUGCUACGUUUGACCGCCUGGGGAAAAUAAAGCCAAUGUACACUGAGAUCAGGAAUGUAUGCCGUAAUAAUUAUCACCCUGGCCAACAUAUUUCUAUUGAUGAGAGGAUGGUGGCGUCAAAGGCUCGGACCAUAUUCAAGCAAUACUUGAAAAACAAGCCGGUUCGAUGGGGCUUCAAGCUGUUCGUUCUGGCAGACUCAGCAUCAGGCUAUACGUGGGACUUCUUUGUGUACGAAGGCAAAAACAUGCAGCCCAGUAAAAAGGGGUUGAGCUAUGACUCAGUUGUGAACCUAUUGAACACUAAUUUACUGGGCACAGGCUACAAACUCUACGUGGACAAUUUUUAUACCAGCCCAGCUCUGUUUCGGGAUCUCAGAGAGAAAAACAUCUCAGCCUGUGGCACCAUCAGGUCCAAUGUACAGGGAUACCCCAGAACAGCAAACAAUGCCCUGGACCCCAAAUCUCCCCGUGGCAGCAUCCGAUGGCUUCGAGAAGACUCCCUGGUCUUUGUCCAGUGGAAAGAUACGCGUGACGUCUCUAUGUGCUCCACCAUGCACACCGCCCAUGGAAAAGAGACGGUGCAGCGCAACGUGAAGGACAAUGCAGGCCAGUGGACAAUGAUAGAUGUCCCCAUUCCCCCAGCCAUCAAAGACUACAACAGGCACAUGGGUGGAGUCGACCUGUCUGAUGCCCUAAUUGGGUAUUAUGAGGUUCUCCACAAGACGAAGAAAUGGUACAAGACUUUAUUCUACCAUUUUCUGGACAUCGCCAUCGUGAACAGCUACAUCCUUUACAAAGAGCAGUGCAAAGUUAAAGGGAACAAACCAAUGCACCAGAAAGCUUUCAGGGAAACUCUGGUCUUGGAGCUGGCUGAUGCAGGAUCCACCAAGGCACCACAACAGGAAGACAAAAGCGACAAAAGCACGCAUCAUCGUCUAGUGCACAUCAGCGAUAGCGGGGACAAAAGUCAGGGCAGGCUGCGUUGCAGGAAGUGCCAAUCAAAAACCCCUGUAAAAUGCUCAACAUGCAACAUUCCCUUGUGCUUUCUUCCAAACAGGGACUGUUAUAACGAAUGGCACACACAAAACAAGUCGUGAGUGUCAUAGUGUGAAGAACAUGUGUACAGUUUUAGUGUCUGUGAAAUAUACAGUCUGCAGUGUUUGUGUUAGUGUGACUUUUAAAUAUAUAUCUAUGUACUUGCCCAUAA